AUGGCUUCGAAACUACCGUCCGUCCUCGCUGCGACCGAGGAGGAGAUUCAGCUGCUCUUGGCUGCUCAAUGCCAUAUCGGAACAAAAAAUUGCGAUAAGCAGAUGGAACCUUACGUCUGGAAACGUCGUGCAGAUGGUAUCCACAUUUUGAACAUCGGCAAGACCUGGGAGAAGCUUGUGUUGGCUGCCCGAGUUAUUGCUGCCGUCGAGAAUCCCAACGAUGUCUGUGUCAUUUCCGCUCGCCCCUACGGUCACCGUGCCGUUCUCAAAUACGCCGCCAACACCGGUGCCCAAGCCAUCGCUGGUCGUUUCACCCCUGGUUCCUUCACCAACUACAUCACUCGUUCGUUCAAGGAGCCCCGUCUUAUCAUCGUCACUGAUCCUCGCGUGGACCACCAAGCUAUCCGUGAGGCCUCAUACGUCAACAUCCCCGUCAUUGCGCUCUGCGAUACCGAUGCCCCCCUCAAGUUCGUUGAUGUUGCCAUCCCCACAAACAACAAAACGAGACACUCGAUUGGUCUUAUCUGGUGGCUGCUUGCCCGCGAGGUGCUGAGACUCCGCGGCACAAUCCCAAGGACGAGCGACGGCUGGAAUGUCAUGGUGGACAUGUUCUUCUACAGGGACCCUGAAGAGGUUGAGAAGCAGCAACAGGAGGAGGCUGCAGCCAAGCUUGCUGCACAACAGGGUGUAGAAACCGAGGCGCCUGCCGGGCUCUCUGAGUGGGAUGUGUCAAGUGCCCUCGACUGGGCUGCGGAUCCCGCUCCUGGAACAACAACUGACUGGUCUGCAGAGCCUGCUGCCGCUGCUGGCGGCGGCUGGGGUGCGGAUACUGGUACCGCCGGUUGGGAUUAGGUUUACGCUUUCUAUGUCAAUCGUUUGGAUGUUUAAAUAAAAGGCGUGGGUAUCUCAUCGUUAUGUAGGCUUGGGUGCCCAUU
Messenger RNA from Laccaria bicolor S238N-H82, 935 nucleotides. RefSeq names its product 40S ribosomal protein S0. Gene Ontology annotation, cellular component: cytosolic small ribosomal subunit; 90S preribosome; ribosome. The transcript has 3 exons. Lineage: Eukaryota; Fungi; Basidiomycota; Agaricomycetes; Agaricales; Hydnangiaceae. Gene Ontology annotation, molecular function: structural constituent of ribosome. The record is from RefSeq and is a predicted model, not a curated record. Gene Ontology annotation, biological process: ribosomal small subunit assembly; cytoplasmic translation. The coding region runs from base 1 to 852 and encodes 283 amino acids.